CGACAUUUCUUGACGACUUUUGAAUUGUUAUGUAUUGAUUGCACUCCCGCUGCACCUUUCCAGUUUUCAAUCCACUCUUGACUCUUAUUCCUGAAGCUUUUUGUGUUUCUCCUCUACCCAUCACAUCUCAAUCAUGUCGUCAACACAAGUACAAGCCAGCGUCUUGCACGGCGCAAAGGACCUCCGCAUUGAACCUCGCGAAGUACCCGCUCCCUCGGCAAACGAGAUCCAAGUAGCAGUCCACAGCACCGGCCUCUGCGGCAGCGACCUCCACUACUACAACCACAACCGCAAUGGCGACAUCCUCGUCCGCGAACCCCUCACCCUCGGCCACGAAUCCUCCGGCGUCGUCACCGCAGUCGGCUCAUCAGUCUCAAACUUCCAACCCGGCGACCGCGUAGCCCUUGAAGUCGGUGUCCCCUGCGAUUCUUGCCAUCGCUGCGAACAAGGCAGAUACAAUAUCUGCAAGGACAUGAAAUUCCGCAGUUCUGCAAAGAGUUUCCCGCAUUUCCAGGGUACGCUGCAAGGACGUAUCAAUCAUCCUGCGAAAUGGUGUCACAAGUUGCCUGAGGGUAUGAGUAUGGAGUUGGGAGCUUUGCUUGAACCUCUAGGUGUUGCUAUCCACGCAUAUCGCCGCAGUUUGAUGCAACCUGGACAAACCGCUCUAGUCUUUGGAGCUGGCGCUGUGGGUUUGCUCGCCGCAGCUGUUGCGAAGACCAAGGGAGCAAAGACCAUUAUCAUUGCAGAUAUCGAUGCCGGAAGAGUCGACUUUGCAAUAAAGAAUGGCUUCGCACACCACGGCUUUGUGGUACCCAUGAAGAGAGGAAAAGAUACAGAUGAGAAUCUGGCCAUUGCAAGAGAAACCGCAGAUGGCAUUGCCAAAGUCACCGAUGAUGCCGGCUCUGCUGUCGGCGAAGUAGACGUCGUCUUCGAAUGCACCGGUGUACCCACCUGUGUGCAAUCAGGAAUCUACGCAACCAAACCAGGCGGUCGCGUGAUGCUAAUCGGCAUGGGCAUCCCCAUCCAAACCCUCGCCAUGUCCUCCGCCGCCCUCCGCGAAGUCGACCUAGUAGGAGUCUUCCGCUACGCAAACACGUACCCCGAAGGCAUCUCCAUCGCCACCUCCCCAUCAGCACCAGACCUCUCGAAACUGGUCACGCAUAAAUACAAAGGCUUGGAGAGUUGUGUGGAUGCGUUUGGCAUGGCCGGACGCACCAAGGAUGAUGAGGGCAAAUUGGUUCUCAAGGUUGUCAUUGAGACUGCGUGAUUUUGAAGAGCACAAAAGCUGAUGGUUGGUGUGUGUUAAAGGUUAUCAUCGACACAAAGGGAGAGGAGAGGGCGAGGUUGUAGAUGUGCAUUGCACGGCAUUUGUUUGGACCAAUAAUAGGCAUAGGGAGUCUUCUACUCUUUGGACGCAAGAGAGUUCUUCUUGUUUGUACAUAAUUUUUUUUGAUACUCGAGAACAAUCAUGACAUCUGGAGCCAAGUUUUGGAAAGC
Aureobasidium pullulans EXF-150 is the source of this 1497-nucleotide messenger RNA. Its product is annotated as sorbitol dehydrogenase-like protein. Gene Ontology annotation, biological process: D-sorbitol catabolic process. Gene Ontology annotation, molecular function: zinc ion binding; L-iditol 2-dehydrogenase (NAD+) activity. The coding region runs from base 134 to 1267 and encodes 377 amino acids. NCBI's taxonomy places the organism in Eukaryota, Fungi, Ascomycota, Dothideomycetes, Dothideales, Saccotheciaceae. The record is from RefSeq and is a predicted model, not a curated record. The transcript has 3 exons.